Messenger RNA from Neofelis nebulosa (Clouded leopard), 3015 nucleotides. RefSeq names its product glutamate rich 1 (gene ERICH1). Lineage: Eukaryota; Metazoa; Chordata; Mammalia; Carnivora; Felidae. The transcript has 6 exons. The record is from RefSeq and is a predicted model, not a curated record. The coding region runs from base 89 to 1171 and encodes 360 amino acids.
AUAGAGGGUCGGAAUCCGGAAGCGUCGCAGCGCUACUUUGGCCCUGAAGCUGUUGGCGAGGGGAUAGAGCUGGGGUCGCAGCAUCGCCAUGGCAGCGCUGAGACGGCACGUGUUCGUGGAGAAAGUUCUGAGGAGGCUUUUCCCUAGUGUUCCCUGUGGCCAAGAAAAGAGGGUACUCGUGGCUCCAGCUUCUGGAAACUCAGCCGAGAGGGUGGCCACUACGGACCUCAGGGGCAGGAGUGCCCCCACCUUGACAGGUGGAGACUCCAAGGUCCCUCCUCGAAGGCGGCUCUACACGGCGAGUUUGCCUCCUGAGGGGUACGUCCCAGCCCCCCCAGAGCCGCAGGCCAGCCCGGCCUCCGAGGACAGCUCGGGCAGCGAUGACGCGGGGAAAGGAUGCCCCCUCUCAGAUCAGGAUUUUCACGAUCAACCAAAGAGAAGAAGAGCUAGAAAGCAUAAAUCAAAGAAAAAUUUUAAAGAUCCCAAUAAUAUUCAUGGAGAACAAGAAGAAUUAGAGAAGCAGCAGAGUCUUUUGCAAGAAAAAUUGCAGCCACAGUGCACAGAUGGCCCCACCAUCAGCAGAAAUAAAAAAAGGAAACUGAAAAAGAAACAGCAAAUUAAAAGGAAAAAAGCAGCCGGCGUGAUCACCAAAGCUUCUGGCGUCAACUUCCUGUACCAGCCUGAGCAGAGCGACAGUGAACGCGACGUCGAGCACCAAAGUGAUGGCGAGGACAGAGCAGACGCCCGCGGGGGGGACGGUGCAGAUGCCCGUGGGCACUGCAGUACAGACACCAGUGAGGAAAACCAUAAAGACAGCAAUGAGGAAGGUGUUAAAAGCAUCAAUGAAAAGGCGGCUGGUAUCCUGAAUUUUCUAAAGUCAACACAAGAAAUUUAUUUUUAUGACGGUAUCUGCCAGGAUCCAGGCCCCGCCGUCCUCCCGGAAACCACUCAGGAGCUAUUUAAGCAUCUUGACAGUCACGGCCUGUCCCCCUCAGAUGUGCUCCUGCUGGAUCACAUGAAAAGCCUGUUGCUUCUGCAAGAUACCAAAGGGCUGACACGAGCCCUCGAAACGUUCCCGGAACGCUGCACACUGCCGGCAGGCGCUGGACACGUGUUCAGACGCAUGAACGAAAAGGGGCCUGCUGAUUUCUUUGCGGGAAUGUCAAAGUAGCCGUGAUAGCGGUCCCACCAGAAAGCUCGAAAGCUCGGGCUGCACCCUGGAGCCCAGACAUCCCAUCAGGAGAAAGGACAGGCGAGUGCAGGGAGGCGCCUCCGAGGUCGGGUGAGUGACGGGACCGCGAGCCUUCGUUCUCACGUUGAGGGGCUCCGUCACCGAGCCCCGGUCCUGGCGGAGCUGGCUGCUGGAGCCCCUCCCUGCCCCUCUCUGCUCCUCUCUGCUCUCAGCUGCCGCAGCCUCAGAGACCUGGGCAGGCGAAAGCCCGCCCUUGGGCACGGUGUCCCGGCGCGGAGACGAAGACGGGAUGAAGACAUGAAACACGUCAUGUACGCACUGGGGCCGCAGCCGGCAGAGAAAGAAAUCCGCAGGAGGGGACAUUCUUGCAGCCGAGGACAAAUGCGCAGGGAUGGAGCGUGUCGGGCGCCAUGUGGUGGGAGCAGGUGGUGGCUGUGGACAGGCAGGAGAGAGGCCUGCCUGGCCGUGGUGUCGGCCCCGGUGCAAAGUCGAGCCAAGGCACGAGCAAGACCCCAGCUGUCGGGUUGAGACCAGAGUGAAGUGUCCGGAGUGGGAGGCCGGGGGCUUUGAUUGUGCUCUGGCUGAAAGAGGCCGUCCGGAGGUGUGGUAGGUUCAGGUCGGCUGUGCAGGUGGAACCCACAGCAUCGCCGGCCGACCAGGCGUGGGGCCUGCACCCCCAGAAGAGCCUGGUGGCCGGUCAUGAGCUGUGACACUCGGGGUGAGACAGGGACCCUUGGGAGCCAGGGUCACAUGCUGGCUGGACACCCAGCUGGGGGACUUAGGAUGAGGCCCUUCACGGAACAGAGAAGAUGGAGGCUGGAGACCCCGCCCAGGGCCACUGCAGGGGGAGGCUAGGGGGAGCCUGAAGGGAGGGGUUUCAAGAUGGCAGCAUCGCAGCGGAGGAGAGGCUGACAGACCCCAGGGCCCUUCUGCUGAGGAGCCGGGCUCACGGGGCGCGGGGCGGCCAUAGCUUCCUCGGAGAGGUCAAUCCAGGGUCUGCAUUCAUUGUUGGUUGUCCUAUACUGAGCAUUUAACUAAUUUAAAUUUCCAGAAGUUGUUUCUCAAAUUGUGAAAAGCCAGUUUUAUUAAAUUAAAUAUGAAGUUUUUGUGAGACAAACAUAAGUCACUUAAAAGUUUUUUAAUUUGGGGGGCACCUGGGUGGCUCAGUCGGUUGAGUAUCUGACUCUUGAUUUCGGCUCAGGUCAUGAUCCCAGGGUCGUGGGAUCGAGCCCCAAGUCAGGUUCCAUGCUGAACGUGGAGCCUGCUUGGGAUUCUCUCUCCUUUUCUCUCUCUCUCUCUCUCCCCCUCCCCCUCCCUCUGCCCUUCCCCCACUCCCAUUUAUACUCUUUCUUUCUCCAAAAUAAAAAAUAAGAAGAUAAACUACAUUUAAAAUGUUUUUGUUACUUUUUUGUGUGUUUCUCUCACGGAGGCCUUUCUUAUACAUUGCUCUGAAAUGUGUCAGAAGAGUUUUCGGCAGUAAUUGGGGAUUUAGCAGAAAUGUUUCUCUCGGUUUCUUAUACUGAAACCAUCAGACGUGUUUUGUCUACAAGUGCACUUACUUUAAGCGAUUGGCACAACUAAAGCUUACAUAUGAAGCACUUUUCUUAAAAAUGGAUUCCCUUUUGUGUAUGUAGGAUACACAUUUAAAUUUUUUCUUUUUUUAAGUUUUUAAUUUAUUAUUAAUUUUUUUUUUGAGAAAGAGAGAGUGUGAGCAGGGGAGGGGCAGACAGAGGGGGGAGAGAGAGUCCCAAGCAGGCUCCACACUGUCGGCACAGAGCCUGACGCAGGGCUGGAACUCACAAACCGUUGAGAUCUUGACCUGA